GCCCCGCGCGGGCCGCCGAGGGCCGCUCGGUGAGUCACCUCCGCCGCGCUGACUGCUCGCGGCGCUCGCCUGUCGGACUCUCACGCCCGGCUCGAGAUGGCGGCGGCGGCGGCGGCGGCGGCGGCGGGCGACUCCGACUCCUGGGACGCAGACACAUUCUCCGUGGAAGACCCGGUGCGGAAGGUGGCGGGCAGUGGUUCCGCCGGCGGGGACCGCUGGGAAGGCGAGGACGAAGACGAGGACGUUAAGGAUAACUGGGAUGAUGAUGAAGACGACAAAAAAGAGGAAGCCGAAGUAAAACCAGAAAUAAAAAUUUCAGAAAAGAAAAAAAUAGCAGAGAAGAUAAAAGAGAAAGAACGGCAACAGAAGAAAAGGCAAGAAGAAAUUAAAAAGAGGUUAGAAGAACCUGAAGAACCCAAAGUGCUGACACUGGAAGAACAAUUAGCAGAUAAACUUCGGCUAAAGAAAUUACAGGAAGAGUCAGACCUUGAAUUAGCGAAAGAAACUUUUGGUGUUAAUAAUACAGUUUAUGGAAUUGAUGCUAUGAAUCCAUCUUCAAGAGAUGAUUUCACAGAGUUUGGAAAAUUACUAAAAGAUAAAAUUACACAAUAUGAAAAGUCACUGUAUUAUGCCAGUUUUUUGGAAGCCUUAGUUCGAGAUGUGUGUAUUUCAUUGGAAAUUGAUGACUUGAAAAAGAUUACCAAUUCAUUGACUGUGCUUUGCAGUGAAAAACAGAAGCAAGAAAAGCAAAGCAAAGCCAAAAAGAAGAAGAAAGGUGUGGUUCCUGGAGGGGGAUUAAAGGCCACCAUGAAAGACGAUCUGGCAGAUUAUGGUGGUUAUGAUGGAGGAUAUGUACAAGACUAUGAAGACUUCAUGUGACAUUUUACCUUCUGGUGUCUUCUUUCUGUUGCCCACAAUCCCUUCAACAUGUAGCACAACUUCCUUUCCUUUCAGUUCUGCCAAAUGCUACAAUCAGAAGUGCAGUAUCUUUUGUGCUGGUUACUCAACCCCUUGACACUUAGGUGCUAAUGUGCAAAUGGGGGAACUUGGAUCUUGCUGCCAAGGGGUUAAAAUCAGGAACCUCAGUUGCUACUAAAUCAUAGUUUAAAAACAGAUCUAAUAAUGUCAUUGUUGCUAUAUGAUUCCAUAGCAGCAUUCACUAAAUUGGAAACAAAGGUUGCAACAUGACAAAAAAUUAUGUAGUAUUUACCAGCACCAUUCAAUAAUACAGCCUUAACCAUACCUCCUUGAACUACUUCAUAACUUGUCAAGAAAAGCAGUUUGCAGCAAGGGCAUGUGGUGUGCACCUAGUAUUAAAAUUGCUUUGUCUUAAAAUUGAGCAUGAGGAUAUUAAAAAUCCAUUGUGAAGAAGACUGCUUAUCUCAGAGUGAAGAUACUUACAAAUUAAAUGACCAAAACCCUCCAACUUUGAAGCUGAAGAAGGUAAACCUCUCCAUUACUGCAGUAUAAUAAUUACUGUGGAAUCUGCGGAGUGCAUAGACCAUCUAGUUUUUAAUUUAUUAGACUUUCUACUGAUGGCGUGCUUCAGGAUGGGGGAGGGAAACUACCUGAUUCAAGUGUCUGAGAAACAAAUCUCUUUUGUUCUUCUAGGCUGCAGUGGAACAACUUUAACAGGGUUGUGGCAUUUCCUUUCCUUUAUAAAACAUUCUCAGCAAACUGCACCAGUUAACUACAGUUUGGUAAACUGUUAUGUUCACAAUUAUGACAUCUGCAAUGUUUUAUAAAGUAACUAAUUUAAUAAAAUUACUAUUGUGAGGACUUAAAUUUUGUGUUACAUCCCAAGAGAUAUUUUUGGAGAGCACAGAACACAGCUCUUGGGACUAAAAUUAUCUGUAUACUUAAGCUUAAUCAAUGCUUGGUGUAGUUACAGCUUUAAAACAAGGAUGGUGUGCUAGGUUGUUAAUAGUGUCACCACAGAGCAACAAAUCUAUAAGGCUAUUUAUUUGGGAAAUUAUUUUGUUUAGAUACUAAGGCCUAAUUAAGUACUUUAAGAACUAUUUAUUUGGAGUAAUGGAGCCUACAACUCAGGUUAUGGUUACAAGCUGUGGGUUUGGGGCCAGGGAUUUAUCUCAGUGGUUCCACUGCCUGCCCUGCAACCACAAGGACCCGAGUUUGAUCCCUGGUACCAAAAAAAAAAAAAAAAGUGGGUUCAUCUUUUUUUGUCCCAAU
Molecule: messenger RNA, 2190 nt
Organism: Heterocephalus glaber (naked mole-rat)
Lineage: Eukaryota; Metazoa; Chordata; Mammalia; Rodentia; Bathyergidae
Gene: Eif3j
Product: eukaryotic translation initiation factor 3 subunit J
Cellular component (GO): cytoplasm; eukaryotic translation initiation factor 3 complex
Molecular function (GO): translation initiation factor activity
Source: RefSeq, a predicted model, not a curated record